AUGGACCCCCUCUCCGCCCUCGAGCUCACCCAAGUAGUCUUCGACAACACCGUCCGGCUCUUCAAGUUCCUCUCCGCGCUGGUCGACUUCCCCAAGGAGUGUGAGAAGUACCGUCUCCAGCUGAUAAUCGAGUACAACCGCGUGUUAGCAUGGGCGAAGGCUGUUGGGCUUAUUGAUUCUGUUUCCCCCUCGUCCAGUGAGAAGGAAAAUGGGAAGAAAAAUGGAGCAGAAGAAGAAAAGAAGAAUAUCGCCACCUUGGCGUCUACCCUCAACACCAAUGCCACGGAACUGAUCCUUAUCUUGUCAAGGAUCCAGUGGUUGUUGGCGGAGUUUAGGGAGCUGAAUGAACGGUAUGGGAAUGAGUUGAUUCCUGAUGAAGUGGUUGGUGUGAAGGGGAACAAGAAGGAGGAUGGAAAGAAGGAGAAAGAGAAGGACGAUAAGGACAAGGGAGGAGAGGAUAAGAAGGGGAGAGUAUGGAAGCCGAUGGAGAGGUCUAAGCCGAAGGAGGUGUUGAAAGGGAGUGGGACUGAUGUCCACGAAGCAAAGCAUGAGAAGAGCGCCUCUUCCUCUUCUUCAUCCGACGACAAGACGCCCCAAGCAAAACCUCCACAGCUCAAAACAGAAACAUCCCUCCUCCAAAUCUCCUCCCUCGCCCUCUCCUACGACCAGUCCACCAAACUCUCACUCACUCCUCUCUCCAAAGAAGAAGAUUCCCACCGCCGCGGCACCAACCACAUCCGCCGUUUCUUGCAGCACACCAAAGACGUAAUCGCCCACCCCGUCCGCGUCCGGUGGGUGAUGGUCGACCAGGAAGCCUUUGAAGCUUUGCUUCUCGACCUGCACUCGCUCACGGAACGCCUGCACGAGCUAAUGAGGAAUCAUCAUCAGGCCAAGAUGGACGACAUUGUCGCCAAGACUUACCGGGAGAUGAUCUUGGCGAGGAACGGGAUUGGGGAGUUGCAGGAUAUGGUGUUGGCUUUGGGACGGAUGGUGGAGGGGAUGGUUGAUGAGGAUAGUGAUGAGGACGACUAUUAUGGAGCAGAUGGGGAGGAUGAUGACGAGGAGGAGAAUGAGGAUGGGAUAUCCCGAGUUACUCGGGAAAGAAGGAGGAGAAGGAGGGCGGUGAAUGAGGUGAGAGAUCUGGUGCGGUUGAAGAAAAUGGCGAAGUUGUCGGAGGAGAUGUUGAGGACGCUUCAUGAUCCGGCCAAGUCAGGUGGUCCCGAGAUGGAGUUGGACAUGGAAAUUACAGUCAUGCGGUUCGGUGGGAAAGACGGCCGGAAGGACUUCUUGGAGAUUUUUGAGCUGGACGAGCCCGAGGGUGUUGAUCCCAGUCUCAUCUCGCGACCGCUUGGGUACCUCUGCGUGGACAGACCUGACGGGACUGGGACAGAUAAUCUACCGGUCUGGAUUGAGUGGAAGACCAUGGGCGACUAUCCAGAGGGCUCAGUCAAGGAGCGUGAGUCGUACUUGCGAACGCUCACCAUAGCCCAGAUGCUGGGUCUUCCCAAGCCGGUGUCGCUCCACGUCCCCGAGUGCAUCGGCUUCUUGGAUGAUCGUGAUGCGUUUGGCACGGAGAGAUAUGGCUUGAUCUUCAUGCACCCCGAGGAAGCAAAUUGGAACAGUUUCGACCUGGUCUCGCUUUACGACGUGCUGGGUAUUGAUGCCCUUAAGCCGAGCAUCUCGCAGCGUGUUGACCUGGCUCUGAAGCUUUGCUCUACGGUUCUCAACCUACAUGCGGUUAACUGGCUGCAUAAGGGGGUGCUCAGUGUCAAUGUCAUCCUCUGGUUUCGCCGGUUUCUGCCACUUCGUGGCCUCGAAGGAUCUGAUGUAGAUAGUCGUGGGUUGGCGCAUCAAAGAUUCUGGGAUGAUGCAUCAGAGCCGCUUCUUUCAGGCUUUGAAUACUCCCGACCGGAAAACAGCCAGACAACGGCGCGCAGCCUUGAUACAGCUUGGGAUCUGUAUCGCUGGCCUGCGAUUCAACGGGAACACCCAACUGAUCAGAACUCACGCAAGACGUACGACUUGUACAGUCUCGGCCUGAUGCUGCUGGAAAUUGGACAUUGGCAGCCACUUGACGAGAUUCUGCACCUGAGAGUCAGAGAUCACGAGGCAAAGAUGAGGAAAGAGAUGGACGCCAUGAAAGGAGAAAUUAAAGCGAGAGAAAAGCCGUCGGUCUCUUUGGAUGAGUCCAAGAGGGUGAGAGCGUGGCUACUCGAAGAGCGAGUGAGGCAAGAAUAUUUCACCGAAGCCGUCAACCCCAAUCCCUUGCGAGAACUUCGCAACACCAUGGGAGACAGGUACUGGAGAGCCGUGAAGAGGUGCCUGUGGGCUCACGGCGAGAAGGGAUUUGGUGUGGAAGAUCUUCCAGACCAGUCGACCGACUCGGAGGUUGGCAUUCGCUUGCAGGAGGCGUUUACCAAGUAUGUCAUUGAGGAAUUGCAGGCUGUUAGAGUUUGA
Molecule: messenger RNA, 2457 nt
Organism: Sordaria macrospora k-hell
Lineage: Eukaryota; Fungi; Ascomycota; Sordariomycetes; Sordariales; Sordariaceae
Source: RefSeq, a predicted model, not a curated record